Messenger RNA from Juglans microcarpa x Juglans regia, 702 nucleotides. RefSeq lists its product as uncharacterized. The transcript has a single exon. The coding region runs from base 1 to 702 and encodes 233 amino acids. Lineage: Eukaryota; Viridiplantae; Streptophyta; Magnoliopsida; Fagales; Juglandaceae. The record is from RefSeq and is a predicted model, not a curated record.
AUGGCAGAAGAACCUCAAAAGGAAAAACCUCAAAAUAACCAACACCAGCUUUCCCCUUACCUCAACCUCACAGAUCCAAAUAACGCUUACCGAGUCGAAAAUGCUGAUAGCACAGCAUUUGUUCUUGUUACAGAUCUCCUCACCACUGAUAAUUACGCUACUUGGUCUCGAGCAAUGCGUCGAGCACUUAGAGCAAAAAAUAAACUAGGUUUCAUUAGUGGGAACAUUUCUAAACCUACUAAUGAAGAUGACCCUUUGUUCGAUCUAUGGGAGAGAUGUAAUGACAUGGUGGUUUCCUGGAUUCAAAAUUCCAUAAGUAUGGAUAUCAGAUCCAGCAUAGCAUUCGUUGACAAUGCGCAAGCUGUGUGGACAGAAUUGAAGGACCGAUUUACACAAGAGAAUGGUCCUCGCAUCUUUCAGUUCAAGAGGAACUUGGCCAGGCUUCGACAAGAUAGAGACUCAGUGAGCACUUAUUUCGGUAACCUCAAAACUCUUUGGGAUGAAAUAGCCAUUUAUGACCCUAUUCCUACUUGCACUUGUGGUCAGUUGAGUAUACUGAAUGAUAGAAACCGGAGAAACCGUGUCAUACAAUUUCUUAUGGGCCUUAAUGACCAAUAUGCUAAUGCCAGUGAUCAGAUAAUGCUCAUUGAACCACUCCCCAUUGUUAACAAAGUUUUCUCCCUAAUUCAGCAACAAGAAUAA